AUGGGCCCACCGCUUGACGAUGUUGUGGCUGGCAUGCCUAGCGCGCUUAUACACGCGCAGAAACCUCUUCCGCCCAGUCUCCUGGACGAUGAGGCUCGAUUCGAAAUUACUAGCCACCCUCCUCUAACCCAGGUGACCAAGACUCCUGCGACUCCCGGACAGGUGGAUUUCGUGGUUGGGUUGCAGGUGCAUCAGAGCAGAGCCCACGAUAAGUGGCAGGUUGCCGUCUCGACUUCGGCUCUGCAUUCUUCGGCAUGGACCGACUUUGUUCUAGCCUCGAAUAGUGCAGAGGAUGCGCCCAUCUACUUGCAGGCUUCACAUGACAAGUCGGUUCUCAAGCUGCAUUUCACUGCCUCUAUACCAGUCGAGUCUGCCAUACGUUUCACGCUCAAGUUCCGCGAAUCUCCCGACAAGCCAUGGCGACUCGUCCGGGAUGAGCUGCAGUUGGACGAUGGCAUCAUCGUGCCAGACCAUCCUGACAGCCUACCCGAUGACAUUCACGAUGUUAUCGAAUGCCUGAGCCGCCAUGUGACCAUCAGGCAGGCGGUGAGCCAGUCUCCAGCAACCUGCUUGUGGCAGUUGGAUGCUCCCAUCGCAGGUGUUGGAAAAAAUGACCAAUCUGCCUUUUCCGAAGUAGAAUUGGGUCUGCCGUGGGGAAGGCACUUGCUGAGAUGGUUCGCCCUCGCCCGCACCUGGGCGCCGUGGAUCGGGCCGUGCCAUGGGAAGACCAGAUUCGAUCUUGACAAGGAUUCCGUCCUGUGCUCAUUCCUGAAUGAUCAGGGCAAGCACUGCGUCCUUCUAGCUGUGACGGGCACCGAUCACGUCCUCACAGGGCUGCGCAGCAAUGAUGCUGGGAAAGUGGUCCUCCGUAUGCGUAGUGACAAUGUUGCGGAAACCACUGCCAAAGUCAUUGUAGCAGUUGGAGAGACGUUCGAUAAUGCCAGUGCCGCAUGCGUCUAUCAUGCACGAGGGCUGCUACAACUAGAUGAGCAACAGAAAAGCAGUCCAGAAGGACCAAAGCAAAUCGAGAACUUGGCUGCGGAAGUGCAGCCUGAAUGGAUGGAAAACUGGUAUGACGGGCUUGGCUAUUGUACCUGGAACGCCCUGGGACAGCGUCUAAGUGAGGAAAAGGUACUCGACGCUCUCAACACCCUUGCCGAUAACGAAAUUAUGAUCACCAACCUGAUUAUCGACGACAACUGGCAAGACAUCUCUCGCACCGGAGACGGUCAAUUCCAGUACGGGUGGAACGGUUUUGAGGCCGAGCCAGAUGCAUUCCCUUACGGACUCAAGGCAACGGUCUCGUCGAUAAGAGCAAAGCACAAGCACGUCCAACAUGUGGCGGUCUGGCACGCGUUGCUGGGCUACUGGGGUGGCAUUACCCCCGGGGGACCCAUCGCGAACUCGUACAAGACCAUAGAGGUCGUGCGAGAGGAAGCAAAGCGCCGCGGGUUUCCCCUAGGUGGCCCCAUGACGGUGGUGGCCAAGGAGGACGUCAACCGCUUCUACGACGACUUUUACCGCUUUCUGGCGUCGAGCGGUGUUGACGGCGUCAAGACGGACGCACAAUUUGUAAUCGACAUGUGGACGGGAGCGAGCGCACGUCGUGAGCUGUCAAACGCGUACCUGGACGCCUGGACCAUCGCUUCGCUGCGCCACUUCAGCAACAGGGCCAUUUCGUGCAUGUCCAUGACGCCGCACAUCAUGUUCCACUCCCAGCUGCCCCGGAAGAGACCGGCCAUCCCGCUGCGCAAUUCUGAUGACUUCACCCCAGCCAUCCCUGCGUCGCACCCAUGGCACGUCUGGACCAAUGCCCAUAACGGCCUGCUCACACAGUACUUCAACAUCGUGCCGGACUGGGACAUGUUCCAGACCUCGCACGACUACUCGGGCUUUCACGCCGCGGCGAGGUGCGUCAGCGGCGGUCCCAUCUACAUAACCGACGUCCCGGGCGAGCACGACAAGGCUCUAAUUUCCGAGAUGACGGGAACGACGCCUCGAGGCAAGACGGUCAUUUUCAGGACCAGCGCUCACGGCAAGAGCAUCGAUCAGUACGUCGGCUAUACGGACGACGCCCUCCUCAAGGUCGGCACCUACCAUGGCGGCGCCAACUCGGGCACCUCGAUGCUCGGCGUCUUCAACGUCGCUCUGCGUCCGCUCACCGACAUGAUACCCCUGGACAGGUUCCCCGGCACAAGGCCGCAGAUAACUUAUGUUGUGAGAUCGCACCGCAGCGGACGCGUGUCUCCGCCGAUCCAGCCCGGAACUCGAGAGUCUGUGCUUGCAGUCAGCCUUGAGGUCAGGGGCUAUGACAUCCUUUCGGCCUUUCCCCUGUCGCGCUUCACGUCACGCUCAGGAGUCGAUGUGCAGGUUGCCAACCUCGGCCUGCUGGGCAAAAUGGCUGGGGCUGCGGCCGUGGUCUCGAGCGAUGUACAACAGGCUGAGGGUAGCGGACGCGUUCUUGUUCAUACACGAGUGAAAGCUCUGGGGGUGCUGGGUAUCUACGUAUCUCAUCUCCCAAGCAUGAGCAUCACCCGCGACAUGUUCGCUACGCUCCAUGGCUCGGCCAUGCCCGAGGAGACCGUGUCUGUUUCUAGCCAAGAUGAUCGCGUGUUGGCUGUAGACCUUGAGGCGGCUUGGAAAAGCAUGGGACUGAAAGCUGGAUACAGCAAUGAGGUCGAGCUCAAGUUUUAUAUUGGCCUGGGCAAUAUUGACUCUGAGUCUAUUUGA
Molecule: messenger RNA, 2730 nt
Organism: Pyricularia pennisetigena
Lineage: Eukaryota; Fungi; Ascomycota; Sordariomycetes; Magnaporthales; Pyriculariaceae
Exons: 5
Coding region: 1-2730 (909 amino acids)
Source: RefSeq, a predicted model, not a curated record